Molecule: messenger RNA, 1827 nt
Organism: Fusarium verticillioides 7600
Lineage: Eukaryota; Fungi; Ascomycota; Sordariomycetes; Hypocreales; Nectriaceae
Exons: 1
Coding region: 709-1626 (305 amino acids)
Biological process (GO): protein stabilization
Cellular component (GO): cytoplasm
Molecular function (GO): protein-folding chaperone binding; adenyl-nucleotide exchange factor activity
Source: RefSeq, a predicted model, not a curated record
UAAUCUGGGCUGCACCGACGCCUAAGCCCCCUCACCAGUGGCACCGCAAAUAGAGCCCAGCCCGAUACACCCGUUUGCCCAGUCUCGCCUUGUAUCACCAGAGUCACUUGAUCUGACCUCCCCCACUACCGACUCGCCUUGUCGCGCAAAAGACGAGACAGGUUAGAUACUUUCUAGCCUCUGUCACUCGCUGUCGACUAUCACUAGGAAGACCCUGGCCCAAGGGUCGUUGAUCGUCGCCUUCUGCUGCCAUUUGCAAGCCUCGCAAGCUUCUUGUUCGUCGUGCAGCGUAGCCCACCUGGCUCUGUCCUGCUGCUUGCUCAUCGCUCCACAUCAGCCCACGGGUCGAUCACAAGAGAACCACCAGUACCAGUCGCUCAGCUUUAUCGCCGACCGCCCUGUCUUUUUGACCUCCUCCUGUUCGGAUCGGACCUUGCUUUGGGUCAAUUGCUGCAACCCAUAUUCCCAUUUGCCUCUAGGGUGUCCUUUUUUGGACCACCUUAGAAAACGUCGAACAAGGUGGAUUCCGCCCAAGAAAUCGUGGCAUCUCCCGGUGCCUUACAAAACGUCACGUCCUACCUCAACGGGGCGCUGGCUAACCUCUCGUCUGCAUUUCAAGAUUCGAGCGGAUACAUAUCUGACACUCUUGGCGUACCUCCUACCGUUGUCUACAGCAGCCUCGCUGUCCUGCUCGCCGUCCCAUUAACAAUGUCGAGAUACGGCUGGUCUAUCGGCCGCGAACAGAUUUCGCCCUACAGUUCUAUGCCCAGCGGCGUCCCCGCUGUCACCGACGACGAUUUUAGCUACAUCACAUCUCAAGAUCUUGAUGGCGUCACCGAGGAUCGAUACUAUCCCAGAUCCCACUCGACUGCACCCCCACCAGCUCCAGAAGACGAUGUCCUCCUUAUCAAGAAUCGCGGCAUCACAUAUCCCGCUCACUUCCCCGCAUAUGCGAUUGGAGAUGGAAAGUUGCGGGUGAUAGACGUCAAGGACCGGGUUGGUCUGAUGAUGGAACUUCCUGAGCGAGGAACAUCACGCAUCAAGCUUCUCUACAAGGGAAAGCAACUCAAGGACCCUAUGGCGCCAGUACGAGACUAUGGUGUUAAGAACAACAGCGAGUUGAUGGCGGUCAUGCCCGAGAUUAAUGGUGUCAGCAGUGGCUCAGAAGAGGAGAUGGUGAUUGUCGAUGCUCCUAGAGAAGACAGGAAGACUCGCCGCCGCAAGAAGAAGCGUGACAAGAAGAAGGGUAUCACCAGUGAUGGCGACUCCUUGUCAGGCAGCCCUCGAGACAGCGCUUCUACUUUCGACCACCCCAGAUCACCUCCAGCACCACCCACAUCUUCAGGCGCAACCAGUGGACCCAUGAAGGUUCUCGACGAUCUUGCUGUUGAGUACCAGAUCAAGUGGCUGCCUUUGUGCUCCGAUUACAUUGCGUCGCCACCUUCAGACCCAAAGAAGCGAGAGGAAGACCACCGAAGACUUUCUGAGAGCAUUAUGAUGCACAUUAUGUUGAAACUGGACGGCGUCGAGGCUGAAGGCAUGCCCGAAGUCAGAGCGCGAAGGAAGGAAUUGGUGAAACAGGUCCAAAAGACAUUGAAGGAUCUUGAUGUUGCAAAGGAAUCUUGAGCCCGCGAUUAAGCGAUGGCGUUGAUGUUAAGUGCAAAAGAUUGUCUGGUUUGAGUGCAGGCGUUACUGGGAAUAUUCCAUUAUUCGACUACCUGGCCAUUGCUCUUCAUAUAGAACAAGCUGUACAAUAGAUUCAAGGAUUACCUUGACCAUGAUGACCAACAUAGACAGCAUUGAGCAAAUUGGUACAUUUAAUUUGGA